UGACAUACUUCCUCCAACAAGGCCACACCUACUUCCACAAAGCCACACCUCCCUCACACACACUACUGCUCAAGUAGUGUCACUCCCUGAUGACUAAGCAUUCCAAAUAUUUGAGCCUGGGGAGCAAGUGUGUGUGUGUGUGUGUGUGUGUGUGUGUGUGUGUGUGUGUGUGUGUGUGUGUGUCUUAUUCAAAUCAUUACAGGAACCCAGGGGAAAGGGACCAAAGGAAUGACCAUCCUGCGUGUGGUUAUUCCUGCCUCUCUGCAGAUGCUGGGUAUCACAGAAUACUCACUCUGUCUCUCACACUCCGAUGCUGGAGGCAAUUAGGCUUCGAUGUGGUCUAGAAGAGGGAGCCUCUGAUAGCAUCAGUGUCCUAGCAGAAGAGUGGAAGACAGAGAGCUUUCUCUGUCUCUGCAUAUGAGGACACAGCAAGAAAGCGCUCAUCUACAAGCACAAGGUGGCCACCAGUGGGCAGGAAAUAGCCAGCCAGAGGCUGGAAGUGAUCGUCGGCUGGCAGAAAGUAGCAUUCACCAGGAGCUAAAUCUAUCAGCACCUUUGAUCUGGGCCUCUCCGGCCCUAGCUGUGAGAACCCAAUAUCUUAUUGAAGCUUCUCCCAUAGUGGUAUUCAGUGGUGGCAGCUCAUGAUGGUUCAGGAGAUGCCCUAGAAUCUUCCUACCCCACCGACUUGGGUUGCAGAGGACAAUGAUCCCUUCUGUGCAUGAACCUAGUAGCCCAGGAUUUCCCUUUUGCUGAGUGGGCACAAGAGAGGCAGUGAGGGACCCCACAUCCAGGAAACUGCAUGAGCUGUCCUCGCUUCUAUGAAAUCUCCUGUCCAGGGAUCCACAAAGCAGUCAGAGCCCAUGGGAAUCCAUGAGCAGAGGUUACCCCUCGGGGUGUAGAGAAGCUUGAAGUGUGGUCUCAGCUCAUCAGAGGAACUGGCUCUGCACUCAGAUUAAUGCUGAAAUGUAGAGCUGACUUUGAUAAGAGACUUUCGUCUGCUGAACUACAACCUUGCUGGAUGCCAGGUUGUUGCUUCCUCUGGUGAUCUGUUUUUAGCUGUGGAUGUUCAGGCUUCAAGAUGACCCUGUCCAGAGAAACUCAGCCCUGGUCUCCUGGGGGAGAGUGAUUUCCUAGGAGGUUCGUCCUCCCAUUUGAUUAAACCAAAGAUAACUCCACACAAACCACCCAGAAGGAUGGUCCUAGUGCCUUAAUUGCAUUAGUACCUAUGCCAGAAUCUGAUCUGAGUCCUGGGCUUCGGUCCUCUGUCCCCCAAGACUUCUCACAGAUGGCUCAGACAGAACAUUCCUUUUCUAGAUAAUUUGGCCUGGGCAUGAUCCAAAUGGGGCUGCUAUCUCAUGAAGUAACCUGCAGAGCCUAACCCAGGCUAUUUUGAGGUUUAAGGGUGAGGUAAGCAGCACCAUAAGCUCUUUUAGAUGCUCUAGCCUGCCUCAGAUUAGAGGGUCAAAAAGAGCAAGAGACCUAUCCGCAGCACACAGCACGCAGCUAGGCCAACACACAUUUAAAAUCACCAUGAGUUUCUUCUCUUGGUUUUAAUGUAGUAAAUAUAUAUCAAAGUUUAAUCACUGUUUUUUUUUCCAUGAUGCCUGGUUCAUGUUUUAAAAACUUUAAUAACACAGGUGGCCAGUUUUAGCAUUGACGUAUUUGUCGGCUCGAGUUCUUGGGGUAUAAGUGAAUGACUAAUCUGUGUCCCUGUCUUCUGGUCUGGCUUAACCUAUGGGGAGAGGCCUAUCCAGAACCCUGCCAGAUGCCUCCCCCACUGUGACAAUGGGUGGCCAAGAGCUUGGGAGCCAACCGUGCUGCUUGGAGACGGGGUAGGGUGUCGCAUCUCACAGCAGGUGUUCUCUCCAUCUGUCCUGCCAACCGUGCACCUUCCUUCCUGUUGGGAGCAAAGCCAUCUGCAUCCCGGAGCUGCACGUCUGUCUGUGGAGGCUAUGAGAGGCUGGCAAUUGGAUCUCCCCAGCCACCCAGAGCCUUCCUCGGUGAGGAAGAGACACCAAUGGACUGAGCUCAAGGUCCCCCAGACUCUGGGAUGCAGGGAGGCUUCAGAGCGGCUUUGGGUCCUUCUGUCUCAAGGCAUAGAUACUUUUUGAGAUGUUGACUUAGGGAUUAAUGUAAGGAGGCUGAAGGACUAGACAGACUGAUGGAGUCCUGAGCAGACAUUUUAAAGGGGUGACUUCCCUGUGAGCUGGAUGACCCCAAUAACAAUGAGUGAAGUUGGGAAGGUAGUAUCAGGGGACCAGGAUACCUGGCAGGGGGUAGUAUUGGACAUUCCAAGAAGGCUGUCUGGUUGCUGCAUAGGAUCUCAGCAUGCUCUUGACCCUAAACAGCUUUGCAGGUCCUCAUUUGUGGAAUGAAAUAAUUCCGCUCUCCUUUGUCACAAUGCAGAGGAACCAACACCAUGGGAGUGACCGUCAACUGUAGUCACCGGUGCCAGGGGUUGGGGGAAAGACAUAUGCUUUCCAUCAGAGGAUGAUCUUUGUAGCUGGACGGGGUUGCUCCAUCCUGUAGAGGAGAGGAUGGUGUGGUUCAGGCCGCAGUGGCAUGCAUGCAUCCUAAAGCCUUCUGUCUUAAACAGGUCUUUCUCCUGGUUGGUGGGAUAAUAUGGUAAGCCACCAUCAUCUUCCUGUGAGUCAGUUUGGUCUGCGUUUCAGGAAGGACUAAGUAUCUUAGGAGGCCUCAAGGUAUCGGUGGGGUAACCACUCUUCCUAGACCAGGACCCCAGGUGUCACUCUGCCCUUGUUACAGUGGACAAAGGGGAAACCUCUCUGUAUCCCGACUUCUUAUUAUAAAAUAGAGUCACGUUCAGCACACAGACAUCUCUCUGGGCGUCUCCUGGGAGAAGCAGAGCCAUACAGCCUCCCAGCUUAGCUGUUGGCCAUUCCAAGACUGUAGGCGCCUGCUUACUUCAUGACUUGGUUUACCUAUAAAAUAAGACCAUGAUGUCACAUUCCUCAUAGGUAACAGGAAGUGAGUCCAUUCUCAUGACACACGUAGACUCAUCAGAGUCUUUAUUCCAUAAGUGGCAGGAGAGCUUGAAGAGGCAGGGAGAAGCCUGGCGCACUCCUAGAACCCAGCACUUGGGAGACUGACGCAGGAAGAUGGUGGGUUCAAAGCCAGUCGGGCUAUAUAGUGAGACUGUCUCCCCCCCUCCCCCCAAAAAUAUAUAAAAGCAGGAGACAAUCUUGAGAAAGAAUAAUGAAGUUAAAGAAUUACGUGUCCUCUUUCUAUACAUUAUCAGGGCAGAAGUCUUAGAAGUAUGUGCGUGGUGUGAUAUGUUUUGCAUGCGCGCACUGUGUGUGUGGAAUGGUGUUUGUGUUACAUGUGUUAAGUGUGAGAGUGUUAUGUUUUAUGUGUGUAUGGUGUUUAUAUGAGUGUGUUGUGUAUGUGAUUCAUGUACCCAUCCAUGUACAUGCACAUAGACUAGAGAAGACAUCAGGUCCCUUGAUAUAUUAGUGUCCACCUUACUACUCGGAGACAGAGUGAUGGUUUGAAUAAUCAUGGCCCCCACAGGCUUACAUAUUUGAAUGCUUAGUCACCAAGGAAGUGAUGCUAUUUGAGGAUUAGGUGGCAUGAGCUUGUUGGAGGAAAUGUGUCACUGGGAGUGGGCUUUGAGGUUUCAUAAGUCCAUGGCAGGCCAAGUCUGUCUGUCCAUCCAUCCAUCCAUCCAUCCAUCCAUCCAUCCAUCCAUCCAUCCAUCUUUCUAUCAGCUACCUGCCUGUGGAUGAGGAUGUAGCUCUCAACCACUUCUCCAGCACCAUGUCUGCCUGUGUGCCACCAUGCUCCCUGCCAUGAUGAUAAUGGGCUAAACCUCCGAAAACGUAAGCAAAUCUCCAGUUAAAAGUUUUCUUUUAUAAGAGUUGCCUUGGUUGUGGUGUCUCUAUAGAACAGAACAGAACAGAACAGUGACUAAGGCGCAGAGUCUCUCACUGAGCCUGGGACAUGGCUGGGAACCAUCCAGCCACAACGAUCCUUCUAUCUCCACUUUUUAUUGCACUGGAGUCAGAGGACAAACCCAGCUUUUUAUAUCAGUGUUAGGGCCCACCCAAGCUCAGGUCAUCUCCUUGCCCAGCAAGCAUUCCCAACUGCUGAGCCCUUGUUCCACCCCAGAACUAAAUUCUGCAACAUACCUGGGCAACAGGUAUUUGACAAAGGUGCCAGGGAAAUUGAAUUGGGGAUAAACAUAUUUUUGAGUAAAUGUUGCUGAAAUCAGUGGAUAUCCAAAUACAAAAGAAUGAGAUGUAGUGCACACAGACUAACUCAGGGUGCAUCAUAGACACAGAUGCAAAACUGAUAAGGCAUGUGGAAUAAAACGAAGGGGAAAAUCUUCAUAGCCUUAAGUAAGGCAGAAUCUCAGACAUGGCAUCAAAGCACAGGUGACAGUGGGACAGUCACGUUUGACUCUAUCAAAAUCAAAAGCUUUUGUCCGUCAAAGAACGCCACCCAAUAGACAAAGAGGCAGUCGACAGAGUGAGAGACAAUGCCCUGCAAACCACAUAUUUGACUAAAAAUUUGUAUCCAGAAUAGUGCAUUUUUUAAAUGGAUGGACAUGAUACCUCUCUUCAGGACUUAUUAUAGUUUAUGUGCCUGAGUGUUUUGGCUAUACAUAUGUAUGUGCUCCAUAUGCAUGCAGUGCCUGAAGAGGCCACAAGAGGGCAUCAGAUUCCUCAGGAACUAGUGUUAAGAGGCCUGGUGGGGCAUCAAUGGGAGGAGAGGCCCUUGGUCCUGUGAAGACAAGAUGCCCCAGUGUAGGGAAAUGCCAGAGUGGGGAGGCAGGAGUGGGUAGGUGGUAGAACACCCUCCUAGAAGCAGGGGGAAGGGGAAUGGGGGAGGGUUUCUUUUUGGGAGGGGACUGGGAAAGAGGACAACAUUUGAAAUGUAAAUAAAGAAAUUAUCCAGUUUAAAAAAAAAAGAAGUUGUGAGCCACCUGAUGCAGGAAACUGAACCCAUAUCCUUGGCAGAGCAGUAAGUGCUCUUAACUGCUGAGCCAUCUCUUUAGCCCUCAAGAGCUAUUAAUAGCAGAGAAAGUAUCCACUUUAUAAAUGAACAAAAGACUCCAAUAAACCUCUCUCCGAAUAGGAAUUUCUCUCAGACAUACUAACAGCCACUGAGAGAAUGCAAAGGUGCAUCUUUAACAUCUUUAGCCUCACUGGCCCUUAGAAAUGGAUGCAGGAAAUAAAAACGCAAUAGCAACUUAGGCAAAAAUGCAGAGAAUUGGAACCCCUGUACAUUGUUGAUGGACUAUCAAUGGCACAGCCAUGAUAGAAAUGCCUGGUAGCUCUUCAGACAAUUAAACGUAGAGUUAACCUAGGAAAUCCCAGUUGAGUAAAUACCCAGGAGAGAUGAAAACAUACAUCCGUACAAAAUUCUGUCCAUGACAUUCACGCUUCAACAUCCAUGAGGAAACAAUAACCAUCCCUCAGGUUGGUGACCUAAGCCUAUGAUGCGAAGAAUAGUGCAUUUUUUAAAUGGAUGGAUAUGAUACCUCUCUUCAGGACUUAUUAUAGUUUAUGUGUCUGAGUGUUUUGGCUAUACAUAUGUAUGUGCUCCAUGCAGCGGUAAAAAUGAGCGGGCGCUGACAUGUGAUACCCAGUGGUGGACCGUGCAGGCACAGUGCUACGCUAUGUAUCCCAUGAGUCUUUGCGCACAGUGCUACGCUAUGUAUCCCAUGAGUCUUUGCUGUAUCUAGGAUGUGCUAAGCAGAGCAGGAGGCACAUUUGUGAACAGGGAGCCAUUUCUAAUGGGUCAGCACCGAGGCUGCGGUGAUGGAGCAGGAUCCCAAGAAUGCGCGGAGGCAGCGGCACCGCACACCUGCAGCUCCAACGAAUGCAGCUGCUGUGUAAGGUAUAUCCGCACCAUGUACCUGGGGAUUCAGAGCCAGCGGCAGAAGGAACACCAGCGGCGCUUCUACUGGGCUAUGAUGUACGAAUAUGCAGAUGUCAACAUGCUGCGCCUCCUGGAGACCUUUCUGGAGAGCGCCCCCCAACUGGUGCUACAGCUCUGCAUAAUGAUCCAGAAGAACAGUGCAGAGACGCUGCCCUGUGUCUCCUCUGUGACUUCCCUGAUGUCCCUGGCUUGGGUGCUAGCUUCCUAUCACAAGCUGCUGCGGGACUCCAGGGACGACAAGAAGAGCAUGAGUUACAGAGGGGCCCUCAUCCACCUCUUCUGGCGCCUCUUCACCAUCUCAUCCCGAGUUAUCUCUUUCGCCCUCUUUGCUUCCAUCUUCCAGCUGUAUUUCGGGAUCUUCGUGGUGGUGCACUGGUGCGCCAUGGCCUUCUGGAUCAUCCAUGGUGGGACAGACUUCUGCAUGUCCAAGUGGGAGGAGAUCCUCUUCAACAUGGUGGUAGGGAUCGUGUACAUUUUCUGCUGGUUUAACGUCAAGGAAGGGCGGACUCGAUACCGAAUGUUCGCAUACUAUACGAUAGUCUUGACCGAGAAUGCUGCCUUGACGUUCCUUUGGUAUUUUUACAGAAAUCCGGAGAGCACUGACUCCUAUGCCGUGCCAGCACUGUGUUGUGUCUUCGUUAGCUUUGUGGCUGGGAUUACGCUCAUGCUCUUAUACUAUGGCGUGUUGCAUCCCAUGGGGCCGCGGGCUAAGGUCUUUGCCAGCUCCUGUUGUGCCGAGCUGCUCUGGGGCAUCCCUUUGCCCCCUGAUGUUGAGCCUAUGGCACCUCAGACCCCUGGGUACCGGGGGACCCAGGUCACGCCCACCAGAGCCGUGACGGAACAGCAGGAGGACCUCACGGCUGAUACUUGCCUGCCGGUAUUCCAAGUGAGACCCAUGGGGCCCUCUACCCCGUCAGGGCGUCCUUACCACCCAGAAGGGCCCCUGAUUAAGAUUGACAUGCCAAGAAAGCGAUACCCGGCCUGGGAUGCGCACUUUGUAGACAGGAGGCUGCGGAGGACUAUUAACAUCCUGCAGUACGUCACCCCCACCGCAGUGGGCAUUCGCUACCGAGAUGGGCCUCUGCUCUAUGAGCUGCUGCAGUAUGAGUCUUCACUCUAGAACACCUUGACCCAGAUUGAGAAGGGGACCUUAAGUUUGGUUGCGGUCAACGCCGCCUGCAAGAAAUAUAACCCUCCCUUCCCCCAAUACACAGAACCACCACCACCACCGCCACACCAACAACACCAACACUACAAAAAAGAUCAAUAAGUCACAUCCCCUUCAGAUAAGCUUUCUUUCCAGUCACUAUAUGUAUACAAAGAUAUUCUCUAUGUUUUGUAAGUAAAAACAGAAAGAAAACCUUUCUUUUGUUUUUUACACAUAAGAAACAGUAUUGAAAAAAAAUGAAAUAAUCCCACACUGCAGUUCCUAGGAUGGAGAAGGAAGAGCUAAUCUCCUCUCCAAAACAAACAAACAAACAAACAAACAAAAGUUUUAUACUUUACACCAAGUGUAGAUCAUUUAUGGGAUUGGUGCUGAUUGAGAGAACAAAGCAAAGCAAAACAAAACAAACAAAAACCUUCAACUGCCUUACGCCCUUAGGUGCUGAGUUUCUUUAGGUACUGUCAUGUUUCCUCACAGAAAACUCUCUGGUGACUUUUGUACCAGGAGAGGGAAAAAAAAUUAAAUAAUCAAAUGAAACAAAAUCUACUGACAAAGCAAAUAAACGAAAACAGCAAACAGAUACCAUACCCAAACAAACUUUCCUAUCAAAUGAUUUGUAUUGAAAAACAAGCAAACGAGCAAACAAACAAAUUGACCAAAAAUGAAGGCAUAGAAGCUCUCUCUCUAUUUGGUUUCUCCUGCCCCCUCCCCAUUUUGCAGAGCCUUCUAGAAGCUAAAGGGCUACUUGGAUCUCCACUGGCCAAAAAGCUCCUUGAAGGCUGACUAUGUGCCAUUUUAACAUUUGCCUAGCAACAGUUGCAUUAAUUUCCCGUGCAAAAAACCAAACCAAAACACAAACGAGAAUUAAACUCCCAAACACCCAAUUUGAUAGAUUCUAAAAGCAGAUCAAAGGAGAUGUUCAUAAACGCCAUCAAAGAGAAUCAGCAAUGAUCAAACUCAGCGUGGUAGCAAAAGGGACGACAUCAAUUUAAAGGCACAAUACUACAAUGAUCUCUUCCGUCAUUUUAAGGCUGAGAAGGGUGUGUGUGUGCGUGUGUUUGUGUGUGUCAUGCGUGACAGUGCGUAAGGCCUCUUCUCUUUUCAUUUGGUGGGAAGCCUUAAAUUGAUCUGGAAAGAAUUUUUCAUUUUUCAUCUGUGCUUUAAAAAAAUAACAUAAAGAGGAACACUAUAAUAUCUAUCUACAUAAAAAAAAAGUCAAACCAUCUUAACCGACCCAUUUCACAGACUGGUGCUUCUGUCAAUGUGGUUGGCUGAGACUCAUUCAGCCUGGUGCAUUUGGGGUGAGUGGACAGUGUGUGUGUGUGUGUGUGUGUGUGUGUGUGCACUCGAGUGCGUGUGUGUAUGUGUGUGUGUGUACACCUGCUGCAAGGUCUUGCCAGAAAUACACAGAACUGAAGUGAGGUACAUGCUGUGGAAGUGGGGGGGGGGGGAGAAGGCUGGAUGGGAAGGUGGGGUAGGUGGCAUCUGUGUGUGGCCAUCUCCCUGGAGAGCAAGUCCCCAUCCCAGCAGCAGAGGCUGAUCAUCCAGGCCCUGUGGCUUUGGUGAGGGUCAGAGUUAAUGGUUUAUUUUCUCACUGUUUAUACCAAGGUGGAUUUCUGGAGGUGUCACAAGUAUGCUUGACCAUUUGUAAAAUUUUUAAUUUAUGUUUGGAAGGUACUGUUCCUUUAAACAGUAUUUCUGUUUUAGGGUAUUAUUUCGAUACCAUUCUAUCUCUACUUGGGCACAAAAAAAAAAAAAAAAAGAAAAAGAAAAAAAAGAAAAAAAGAAAAAAAGAAAAAAGAAAAAGAAAAAAGAAAAGAAAUUUAAUCAUAAAAAGAAAAAUAUCUCCACAAAAGAUAUAUAUGUGUAAAUAUAUAUAUAUCUAUAUAUAUACAUACACAGUAUUUUUAAGUACAUACUGUUAGUCUUUGUUGUCUGUGGUUGCAAUUGGUUUUUAAUUCUGGAUUAACUGUUCAGGGUGCGAGACCUCACACUGAGCUAUUCUUAAGAGAAGUUCAAAAACUGAGAAAAUUUUUUUUGUUUAUGUUUGAGGGAUUUUUAAAUUUUAUUUUAAAUAACUAUUAAAAAAAACAGAAUCAAGUCCCUCCUUGUCACCCUUUCAUGGUUUACCUAAAUCUUCUUUUUCUUUUCUUAAAUCUUUACAACAUUAUAUUAGUUGUGAAACCCUCCUUUGUUCCACCGCCUUAUCUCAUGUGUUGCCACAACUUUGUAGGACCUCCCUUAGAUGGGGUCUUGGGAGGUCCUACCUGGCCCCUGUUCUGGGAAGCAGGACACCACAGAGCACACUUGGGCUGAGGUGAAGAGCAGUUGGGCGGGCUGCCUGCCUGGCAGUGACAGGACGGGGGUGAGAGGGACAGCCUGGAGCUGUGUGCCACGAUGAUGAACUAAGGGAGCUCCCUAUGUGGCCUGUCACAUGCACCUGCUGGGGCUCCACCCAAUCCUCUGCUCAGGCUGGGCAAGGUGAGUCCAUUUGUGGGGUGGCAGGGCAUCCCUUUGGCUAGCUUUGGUCCCAGCGUCUGUCUGUCUCAGGUCUGGAACUCUAUGUGCCAGUGAAUAGCUUCCUUGAAGCUGUUCAGUGCCACAUGUCCCCUCUGGACCUCUGACGCUCCUCUUGGAUGUCUACUUUUAGACACCUUUCCAUUUUAUCUCUUGCUCUUUGACCCCACCAUUGGUUUUAGUCUGCCACCUCUGUUGUGACCACUGUGUCUUUGGCAAGCACGUACAAGUGCAUGUGUUCAUGUUUAUACAAAGCUUAGAAUCCGUGGGUGUUGGCUGAGAACAUCCAGAGUGGGAAAAACAGCUUCCAGCUUAUGGAGGCCCGAGCCAUGGACGGUGAAGGAGGAAGUGCAGCAGUGGAUGUCUUACCAGUCCUUUGCUUCAGCCUUGGUGGGUUUAGGCCCCCUUUCUUCCUUAGUAGCAUUUCUGUCCUUCUCCUGAGCUCCUCCAUCAUGCCUUACCUUUCCCUAUAAUGCACUUGGAAAUCUAUGGGCAGUAUCAGGGAAGACCAGAGAGACAAGAAAAAGGAAGAAGAGAGCCAAACAGCAGAGCCAGGGCAGGAGGAAGGAAGGUUGUAGAGAGACUAGAUCUGUUUCCUCUGGCAGCAUCACCCUCAUCUUGUAGAGAGCCCCAUCUCCAGACUCCAUUGUUCUUAAGCAUUCCUUCACAUGAGGUCUUCUAUUCUUCCCCUUCAGAGGCCAUUGGUGAUUCAAGUGUCACUAAAGAACUUCACACAUUCUCAGUGUCUUCCUCCCAAAUGACCUGGGCAUGCCACAGCAGAACCACUGCACUGAGGCAUAGUGUCAUCACCCCCUGGCAAUCUUCUUUCACUUGGGCAUGUGUCUGGGUGCCUGAUGACCUUUUGUUCCAUGAGUUAAUAAGACUCAUCUAAGCUUUCCCCAGCUGUAACCUACAGUGCUUGCAACAGAAAUCUCUGCACCUAUUUCUUUUCCUGGACCUCUUGAUAGCAAAUACCAACUCGUGAUAUUUAGUUUUGAUAGAUAAAACUGUUGGUACCUUGUUCUUUCUUUUCAUACUGUCCCCCAUCAUACAAUAUGCCUAUAGACUCUCAUAUUUCACUCCCCUAAACCCACAGAAUGAUCGGCUCUAGUAUUCUAAGAAAUGUAGUCCUAUCGGUGCAAAGAGAUUAGUUUUGUUGGUAUUGUUUCUAAAAGCUGUCCCCCUCCACAUACUGGGUGGAUCUGCCUUGGGAAUCUUCAGGUCUUUUAAGGAUAUUGAUAGGUGAGGUUAAGAGGAUCUAAAUCCAUCAAAUCUGCUCCUGUGGACUUCAUUUGCCCCUAAAGUUUCUGAUAUCUCAAACAAAGUGUUUGCCUGCUCUUUAAUAUCAGUCUUGUCCUGUAUUUGGAACCAGGGAUGUUAGGAGGAAUACACAAAGCCCAGGUAGACUGGGGGCCAGGAGACAGUGGACUCCAUCUUUCCUAACUGUCCUAAUCAAGGGAAGACACAUCUCCCCAUAGCUUGGAGGACCUCUGUAUCCUACUCCGCAGAUACAGAAUCACCCAAUUCUUUGUGGUCCCUGUGGCCUCUCAAUAGCAGUGGUCCCCUAGGACCUCAUGGUGCCUAAAAGAGGGCAGAUCCUGUCUGGUUCCAAGGACAACUGUCCUGGUCAUAUGGCCUUUCAUGCUACAGGUUUUAGACCCAAUUUUUAGAGGGACAUAUGGUAUUUUUAAAAGCACCAAGUUAUGUAACUUUCUCUAUUCUUCCUCCAGCCUGAUCUGCUGUCACCACCUAGAUGUGAGUCUCCUUCUGAGAAGCUCUGGGAAGGUCAGGUGCCCCUUCCUCAAUGCAUCUGAGCUCCCUUUACAUUUCCUCGUGCCUGAGAAAGAACUCAUGAUUGCUUUUCCCCUUGUCUAUUCUGUGCCUCGCUACAUGGGUCUCUCAUGAUCCUCAAGCCUUGGAUGCUUCUAGACCUGAGAAAUUUUUUCUCUACCCAUUACCUUAAAACAGAGCUUCUGUGUGCAGGUUUGGGCCCCUGGUGUAUAGAAGGAGUCUAGAGGAGAAUGAAGCUGGAGUGUAUUUAAGAUUCCAACACCCCUGCUGUGCUAAGUCUCAGGUCAGGUAGUCUGUGGAUAGUCAUCUUGCAUCCAUUUGCUCAGUAAUUGGCAAAUACUAAAAUAACUCCACCAGAUUUGGCUGGGAGCAUGGCAUACAGAUUUAACAUGUAAAGGGAAGAGAAGUCAGUGUAAUUCCAUGGAUCCAAGUGGCACUUCUAGAGUUGCUUAGGAAACUGCCAGGGAAAUCUGAGCAUGCCCCAGGGAAUCAUGGGAAAGACAAUACACAGGAGAAAGAGAGGACUCUGAGGAGUCAACCCCUCAGGUACUGCCCAGCAUGCCAGAGAGUGGCUCUGAGCAUUGUGGUCUCAAACACAUAAUGACUCCUGGGCUCCCCUCUUUUUGAGACACAACAUAGCCUCCUGCAGGAAACAAGCUAAACUCAGUCUUUGCUCCAUUCAUCAAGGUCCAGUUGGACAUGAGAUAGAUAUUAUGGGAGCCUCCUCUAGGUUCAAGUAUGUCCUUAACCCUCACUCUUUUUCUCAAACUGAGCCCUGUGAUAGUUUGGGUAGACUUCCUUUCUCAUCUAUAGCCCAGCCUCUGGAAUGUGGUUACCCAAAGGCAGGCAACAGCCUUUCCACUCUUAAGAGCAUCCUAAGUCAGUAUGUGCCUGUCUCAACUUUGAAAUGUAUAAUGCUGUAAAAGGCAAGUCCAUUUUCUUACAGGUUUUCGCUAAGCCUUUCCCCGAGGAAAAGGAAGAUGUGACAAAGUUUGCCUCACCCUCCCCAUCCUUGGCUGGGUUUAGGUUUCUCACUCCAAAAGCUGCAUCUGUUGUUCCUGGCUAAAUAUCAAAAGAUAUGAACCUGACCUAGUCCCAGCUUUCUCCCCUGCCCACAUGGGUCUUUCCGCUUUACUCAACUCCCAGGCAUCAUCUACUUCUUUCUCUCUGUACCUUUCUUUGUGGUAACUGGCAGGACACAGCAGGAGUGUUCUAGAGCCAAAGGUCAUGAGUGCUAUUAAUGAUGGCUCCAGAGAGCAGCAGACAGACUGUCUCUGCAGGAGAUUCCCCUUCUUCAGGCCAGCACCUGUGUCAAGGGCUAAGAAUAGGAGCAGGAGCAGGCAAGGACCUAGAGACACUUGCCCUGGGAUGCCCCUGCUGCAUGGAGAAAAUGUGUAUGUCCAGGUAGGAGAUGCUGCCCUGGCUGGUCUCCAGCAAGAAUCCCUAGCCCCCUCCUCAAACUAAAGUCAGUCAGCAAUCUCUGUUCCUGCCUUCAGGGAGGAUGGCUUCUAGAACAUCACCCUCAAAUCAAGGAGGGAAGAUAGAUAUGACUUCCCUCUUGGUGACUGGGAAAGCACCUAUCUCUCUGUAACCUUUGGCCAUUUGUCACUAUGGAUACAGAUGAGCAGUUGGACAUCUGACUCUAAUCCAUCCUCAAUGUAGACCUGGGGUCCUCAGGCUUGGAGGCCUGUUUUACCUUCACACUUCCUAGGUGCUCUGCCUAAAGCCAGAAAGACCAGGAAGGGCCACAGGCUGAUGCAGGGCUCCACUGUGAUUAUGAAUAACUCACCUCUUGGUGCCUUGGUUUCUCCAUCAGUAAAGUGGGCAGAUCACGGCUGCUUUCCAUCCUGCUCAGAGGUGCUCCAGUGAUUCAGUCCGUUGCCUGUACUGAAGGAGUCUCAUAGGAAUAAGGGUGACCCUGUUUCUCGGGAACUAGAAGUAUGGAAAAGGAGGAGAUUGCAGAUACACUUGACACCCAGGAGCCCAGGGAGUGAGCAGGGAGGACAUGUCGACGGAGAUAGAGCCUUGGAUGCUCACAUGUGCCACAGCACCGUUAACUCAGUAUAGUAGCAUCCGACCAGGGACAUCUGGCCACCUGGCACCUGCUGGGCAUCUGUCACUUCUUAAGUCCCUUGAUGUUAGUUUUUCCUGAAUGACCAGAUAAAAUACAGGGGAAUGUGCUUCUGGAAAUGGCUAGUCACAGCAUGUCUGACAGACAUCAGAUGGGAUUGGCAAAGUGACUCUGGGAUGGUGUGGGAGGUGGCCAGAGCUCUUGGGAAGGGUCUCUUGCCUUUGCUCAAAUCCUCGAGGCUUCUCUUCUCAAAUGGACUCAUCAUCCCCAGGACUCACGCAGAGUACAGAGAGCCCCGCAUGUACUUUUUCAACACCUAUAUUGUCAGCUACAGAUGCUCAUGCCCGUCACGGGUCCUUCACCACUCCCUGGUGUGCUCUGCGCAGAGCCUGCAGGCAAAGCUUCAGAGAUAUGUGGGACCAGGGAGUGACAUGCAAUUGGUUUUCCUUUCUUUUCCUUUCUUUUCCUUUCUUUUCUUUUCUUUUCUUUUCUUUUCUUUUCUUUUCUUUUCCUUUCUUUCCUUUCCUUUUCUCUUCUCUUCUUUUCUUUCUAUUUUACCAAAUUGGGUUAUUUUCCUCCUCACAAUUUGAAUUGAAAAACUUAAGUUCAAUUUCUUUUCCUCUCCCUGACCCCCACCUCCCUUUUAAACUAUGGUUUGACUGUUAUCAUUUCAAAUACCAAGAUACACUUGGAACAAGAAAACAGACCAAUCCUAAGAAUGUCACUCUUCUUGGGACCUAACCCAGAGUGAGAGCAGGUGGGAGCAUGGAGGACAUUAGCACUCAGGGGUGCAGCCAUGAUACCAAUUCUAAACUUGUUCUGUGAACCUUCUUGCAAAAAGAGAAGUAUGGAAGUCCAAGUGCCCGUGGAUCAGUCAACCUAGUCCUGGGCUAGAUCUAUUCUGGUAUAGAAAUUCUCACCAAAAGUUACAAAAAGAAAGAAAUGUUGCUUUGUGAGACUUCCCCAGAGGAACAGAGUGCUCUCAAGAGCAGGUCUUGGGUGCUGCUGCCAAAUUCUUCUGCCCUUGACCAUGGAGCUCUGGGCUGACUCUCUUCGCACCUGCUCUGACUCUGGUCUGUGAGGUUAAUGCUAUUCGAUGCAAAGGACCAGCUGGCCACACUCUCAAAGUCAGUAAUAGCUCCUUUGAGUUUGUGUCUACGUGUGUGUAGUGAGGCCAACCCUGCUGGCCUUAUCUGUUCCCACAAGGUUUUUCAGAUGGCAACUGAAAGGAAGGAAUACAGAGACCCCCCAGCUGCGCCUCUGCCCUCAUCUGUGCUCAUUCUGAUUCAUGAAAGGAUCCUGCAGCAUUUGUAAACAGGGAUUCAGAAGAUGGACGCUUGGAGCCACGGAGAGCCUCAGUGGAUGAAUGGUAGGCAAGAGAUAAGGAUGAGGCAGGAUUCCGGAAGUGUGCUGAAGGAAUCUGUGUCCAGCUGGUCAGUGCUUCCAAUUCCCUGGGGCAGAAACAGCAGAGUGUAUUCUUUUCGAACGCAAGAAAUUGAUUUUACAGAGUGACAUCUUGAAGCAUUCUCUUUGUUUUAACAAAAGGGUCAGAGAAAGCAUUUAAAUCAAAGCAUGGUGCUUUCUCAUGGACAGACAGAUUUGCGUCAUUGGGAAUUGCAAGACUGCCCUUUUGGAAAUGUACCCAAGCCGAGUCACUCUGGAGCCAAUUUCUCUUUCUGUGCCAUGAGAAUAUUGCUUACCUACCUCACAGGGGUGUUGUGAGGGUAAAGCAGUUUAAGGUCUGGUAAAACACUUUGAGGAUAACAGUGUUAUAAUUACCAAGUUUUCUUUCUACUUAAUGCCUUUUCAGCACUAAUUGAGCACUGACUGGAUACGAAGUGCCAUGACAGAUGCAGGAAAAGGGAUCACAGGCUAAAUCCUCAUCCCUCUCAUUUAAGUAUAUUUUACAACGAUAACAGAGAAUAGGAUUACGGAGCUGUCUCAGUGUGGGGCUAUAUUAUCAUCUGCUCCCGGGAAGGCCACUCUACUUCUAGAGUUGAAAGGUGGCCUUUCCAUGCCCCGGCCUCUGUCAGAGAAUGCGUUCCUGAGAAGCUCUUUCCUCCCUUUGUGGAGAAAUGAAGGCAGGUGGGAGUUCACGCGCCCUGGGACAGUGCUUAUGACUUUGGUUCUGUUGUUGCAAGUAUUCCUCCCGGACUCAGUGUGGUGGCAGCUCUCUUCUCUCUUUAGAUCCAGAGAGUCCCUGUGGCUGUCCUGGAAUAGCUUGGUACUUUUUAGCUUGUUUGUUUCCUUGGAAAGUCUGGUACUCUGUUUGCUGGAAAGUCUUGGCUUCCAAAGAUGAGGAUAUUUGCCUGAAAACACAAUGUCUGACUGUCUUGUUUGCUUUUGCAUUCUGGUGGUGGGGGAAGAUGUUCAAAUCUUGCGUAAAACAAAGCCUGUUUAAAUUUCUCAUUUGCUUUCCCAUGUGUGUUGAGCUCUUCCCUUCCCAGCACAUGAUAUGGACUAAAUGUGUCUUCAAUGAAUAGCACAUCUCAAGUUGUUCAGGGAGCACUGUGCCACAGGUUCACUGACUUCUGCAGAGAACCCACAGCUUCUGAGAUGAGCAAGUAGAGGUUCCAGCCACAAAUCCAGGCCUUCUAGAAACACUCCCUGGCCUGUUAGCUUUGGAACUCCCAAUGUCUGCACGGGGGUGUCCCUGAGUCCCCAGAAACUCUCUUGCCAUGAGAGUCUCCUCAGAACCCAGUAGGAACAUCCUCUUUGUUUUAGAACCAAAGUGAAAUCAUCUAUUAUUUGAAAAUUGUCCUGUGACCCCAGUCUUUGAAGAAAGGAAAGAACUGCUGGUUUUUCCUUUGAGAAAGGAGAAGUGACAAAGAGAAAGGGGAGGCUAUUUGUCUUGAAGGAGGACCACAGAGGUCUGGAGUGGGUUUCCUUAGGAAGUGAGGGGUUCUAGAGGGCAUGUCCUUGUGCUCACAAUCCAGAGCCCAUGGCAGGGUGGCUCCAGUGUUGAGCCUUCUGAACUUCCAGCUGCUUCACUGUCCUUUCCUGGUGUGGACAAGCACUUCUCACCCCCUAUUGUUGAUUCCAAAAGACCUGUGCUGCCGGUCCUUAUGUAUGCCUCCUUCCAGCUAUCUCUCUUCCUUUCCCUCGCCAUUGCUGUCUUUAUAACCCCAGGUUGACAUGGGACUUAUUACAUCCAGGUGUAGUCAGUCCAUCUUUAGGCCCUGGAAACAUCAGUAGGACUUUUGUUGUGGCCAACCCCAAUUAUGAGUAAUAUUUCUGUUAUUUCUCCACAUCCACAGGCUAUUUUCUAGAAAAACAAAAGAACACCGCUUUUCUGUAAGUAUUAUAGAAAGGCUGCUCCAUGGGGUGUAAGGAAAGAUGGAGUUCAGCCCCUGAGAGGCAGCAGGAGACGCUCUCCUACUCUUCCUUGAUAAUGAUAGAUGUGCUACAGAAAUUAAUAUAUUAAGAAAACGAAGGAGAGAAGGAAGAAAAGAGGGAGGGAGAGGAGUGGGCAGGAAGGAAUGGGAAGAAUGGAAGGGAGGGAAAAAUAGAGAGACAGAGAGGGAGAAACAGGAGAUGACCCCACUAAGCUCUUUCUGUCAUCUCUUGGUAUCAUCAGGUUGUUGCCGUGGUAUUUUGUUCAAAGCAAAUAUGUAUCUGACCCUCUCCCGCAAGUUCCAGUAUUUUCUGGCUCGGCGUCUUCCCGAUAGCAAGUUCUGGUACAGGCCCCCUGCCUCACUCACUCUGAUGCUCUGGAUUCUCUUGAGCCUUUGGAACUCACCCCCACCCCCCGACACACACACACCAGAAGACUAGAAUCCACUUCCCUCAGAAUGGUGGCAAGCUGGGCUCAUUUUCUUAUAUUUGUGCAAGCUUUCCUUUUGGAGGUUCUUAUGUCAACCCAAUAACGGCCUGUGUGCUGCUAGCUGGCUCUUUACAGAGCUAAAGAAGUCAAACUCCUCGGGUAGUUUAGAGACUUGAGUGUAUACCAUUUUUAAUUUUCCUGAAGGGCUAUCCUCAGAGUGUCCUGCCUCACUGACCUUAUGUCCACUAUGGGCACUGGUGGUUUGAGAAAUGGGUUAUAGUCAUUCUCUCGGAUUUCAGUGGAGCAAAGUUGUAAUUAAUCUUUAGAUUCCAAGGGUUUACCCUACAGACCAAUGAGCAGGCGUCUCCUGUCCAUGAAAGGUGAAGACCUAGAACAGCAUUUCCAAGCUUCCACUGGUGCCUUGGACCAUCAUUCCUGAUUAUAUGAGGCCAGUGGCACAAACACCCCUUAUGCCCACAGGGCUUCCUUCCUCUCCCCUGUUCUUUCCUCUCCCUGAUGGCCAUGGUCAGUUCUUCCCCAAGAGAGGAUGUGAGUGGACUGUGGCACCCCAAGCUCAGCACAUGCCUCCCUCACCCUUGACUCUGCCAACACUAACCAUGAUCUCCACUAAGCAGAGCCAGUCAGCUGAACUUUCUAAACAUUCAGCUUCAUAGCCAUCUCUGACAACCAAACUCAGCACCUGAGACAGUGGAAAGGAGUCAGUUUCUAGCCCACAUUUCAAUGAAAUAUGCAUGGCUUAGAAGCAGCUUGGCCUGGGCAUCAGGAAGGGCUUAGCGGUAGGAUCCAUGUGUCCUUCGGUCACAUGGAUAGUGCACACGUAUUGCUAGUGUUUACCUUGAGAAGGAAUGGGGAGAAGCACACCAGGGGUGUGCAUUAUGCAAUUGAUGUACCCCCUUUGGAGGAAGACUAGAGAAGCCAUUUUUUGUCGAUGUUAAUACACGCCAAACACAGCCCAGGCCUGCCAUGUAGUUAAAGCAGAGAGGAAGGGAAGAUCUCAAAUGAUAAUCCAGACCUACAGGCUGGAAAUGAAUUUCAACUUGUCACCAUAGGCCAGCAUGCAGACCCCCAGUGGGAAAUCAUUAAAUGUGAGCUCUGUGACCUUUGGCCAAUUAUUAGCCUUCCUACUUAUCAAUUUUCUUCCUUCCAAAAAGGUUUGUUUCUAUUUUAAAAUACUCAAGACACCUGACUCAGAAACUGAACAUCCUGUAGAGCAGAGUAGAAUCUAACAAGUACACAGAAGUGUGGGCAGAAUCUAGCCCAUUCCACGGGAGGGAGCACAUGAUCUUGGAGAUGAAGAAAGACUUAGAGGAGGCAGCUUCCUAGCUGAGCCUGUCACUGGUUUCCAUCACAGUGCCCUGGCCUACAGCCCCUCAGUUCUGGUGGAUUCCACUUUUCACCCAGUGUCACCUAGGAGAUACAGUGAUGAUGACAAAGUUGGAUUCUUCUUUCUUGCUGCUACCUCCAGUGGCCAGGAGCAGUAGCAACAGCAGAGACAGUGCAGAUAUGAGCUUUCAGACACCCAUUGUCAUAAUCAGGAGUACUUGGGGCCAUAGGCAGAGGAAAGGCAAGGGGAAAAGCUUGAGGUUAGUUCCCAUCCAGAAAGACGUUCUAGAAACCCCAGGGAAGAGAAAAGGGAACAGAGAUCAUGUCACACAUGGCAGACAGACAGACUUCCAGUGCCAUGGCUAUAAUGGAAGCAAAUGAUGUGGGAGGAGUCUCAGGUGAAGAGUGAGCAGGUGACUUUUUUUUCUCCAUCCAGGAGGCUAUUGGAGAUUUUCCUUGUAAAUGGAGGACCUUUCUGUAGAAGGCUCUUGUUUGUCCCUUGCUGCUUGUGCCCCAAGAUGGGUUUGGAUAUACAGCUGGUAACACAGAAAGCAGCAGCCACCACUUACUUACCACCUACAGAAAUGAAAUUGCCACUUGAGGCUCAGCUAAGCACUAGAAUUUGCAAACCAUGAAGGCUAAACGUGCAGCUGGAGGAAGCAGAAGGAAAAUCAAAAACCACAGUUACAUCAGUGAGCUGCAGGGAUGGACUGCCAUGCCAUACUCCCAAUGUCACCAGCCAGCUGAGAGGUCCCUGGGCAGAGAUUGGUCCCAGGUCUCUCUAGCUAUCACCAUGGGCUUAGAUAGUAGAGAAAAAAAAAAAGACUUGUAGCCUGUGGGACCCACCAGCAUGGCCAGUGGACUCUUCUAUUCUAACACAGACUUAGAGCCAGGCAAAGACAGCCAUCAGUGAGGGCUCUGUACUGUGCCCCUGCAUCCACUCUCCAGUCACAAUGGAAGUACUCGUGCCAACCAGGAGUGUUACUUCCACCUGCAGUCAGAAACAGAAGGGGUUUACAGGGCCAGCAAGUACACUAAGGGAAAUUAAAAGGUCACUGUGUCCAUUCAGCAACACCUUCCUGAGUUUCCAGUGGCCUAUAGAAUCCUUGCUGUUCCAGAUGGCCAGUGAUGUCUAUUUUCUUAACCAGACUCUCAGGAUGGAGUAAUGUGGAUUCUAAGUCAAUAUGCAUGGUCCUCAGUUAUGUAGACACGUGUGGACGUCUAUACAUCUUUGGCAAUCUCCAUUUGGUGCUAUUUGUGGCUAACUGGAUGUGGAUGUAAUAGGCCUUCCCCACUCCUUCUCCUUCCCUCCCUCCCUCCCUUCCUUCUUAAUUAAUUAAAACCAAGUAACCAUGACACAUAGAUUUGCAUGCUCCCCCCUUUAAACAGGGGUUCGCUUCCAGUGUCUGAGGAUUUCCCUUUUAAAAUUUCAGUGAUCAGAAAUGUUUUUCUUUUCUAUUAGUCACUGGAAAGGAUGAUGUCAGGCUGUCAGGCUCCUGGCGCCUCUCUCUCGGCGAGCUGGGAUUGGAUGAUGUCCAUGGGAUGAGAUCUUUUGACUCAGAGGCUUUAAGGUCCUUGCUAAAUUUGAACAACCUGUCUGUGCCCCACCAUGGUGAGAUCAGAGCCGUAACAACACAAGAUUUAACUUCUUGAAACCCGUGGUGCCUUUUCUUGUGGUGCUUUUCCGUCAUGUAACUCCACUCAAGGUGGCCACUUGCAGCAAACAACAGUACCAGGACUUCUCUAUAGUCUUGUGUGUCAGUGUAGUCAGAGACGUGAGCGUAUACACGUGUCAGUCAACAUGGAUAGAGAUGUACCACUGUGGUUCUAUAAUUAUGUACUUGAGGUUCUGAUGCAGCUUUGGUGGGGGUUGAUCAUUCCUCUACAAGACUCUAAUGCUCCACUAGACCUUCUGGCUCUCUGCAGAGUAAUGAUCUUGGGGAUGGACGCUGACAGGUGAGAGGAGCUACCUGUCCUCCUGUCCCUGAGAUGAGCUCUCUUCCUUUGUGAAAGUUGCUGUCUCCGUGACACAGAACACUUGAUAAAGGAGCACAAGGCAGCUUCUUUUAAACUUCCUUUGGUGCUGAUAUUAAAAAAAAAAAUUCUUUGUUCAUUUUGCUUCCUUGCUCAUGGCCAGAAGCUGCUUUUCCAAAAAAGAAAAAGAAAAAAAGAAAAAAUCUCAACUCACCAAUCAAAGUUGACAAAGGAUGGUUUUGGGAAUAAGAGGUGAGAGGUCAGGCAUUCUUAAUUUGUGUCUAGACUCCAGACAGUCUCCUCUGUAACCUUCUUAGGUCUCUCAGACUCAGUUUCCCCAUCUAAAAUGGUUCCCAUACUAUUUCCAUACCUCACGGGGAAGACUAUUCAUUGAAUUGGCUGUUAGGGGCACAGUCAAUAAAUUGAAUUUGGAGACAGCAGCUUGACCUGACUUUGAGAUUCUGUGUGUAUGUCAUUGAGACUUUCACCCUGAGGCUUGGUUCGCUCCCUCUCUGCAGCUACCAUCACGGUUUCAUCUCCUCCCUCCAGGAAUACCUAUGGAUGGUGUGUAACUGAUGGAGAGUCUCUAGGCCGUUACAAGGGAACAUCAUUAAUGCUGUUUAAGGUGCUAGAAUCAAACCUCAUUUUAUACACUUUGGUUCUUAGAGAAAAAAACAUGCAGAAUUCUCUCUGUGAGGCCUUAUAAUAGAUUGUUAUAGCUGGUUGUUUAUCCAAAAAUGGAGAGGGAACAGAAAACACAAAGAAGAUGCAGAGACUUUGCAUAAACCAUAACUAAAAGACCUUUGUUGUUUCCUAUAUUAAUGUAAACUACCAUAUAUGUAUACACAUGUGUGUGCAUAUAUGUCUAUAUAUGCUGAAGGCAUAUAGCAAGAGUGGAAAUGUGUAUAGUAUUCUAAACUCUAUUUUCAGUUUUCCCUUGGUUUGUGACGUUGGGUACAUGUGUGUGGAAGAGAGUCUGCUGAGGGAUGGAUGACAGGUGCUGAAUGUGAAACAGGAAAUCCUCCAUCUUCUUUUCUGUUCCAUACCUUAUAGAAGGCAGGCUGAAUGACAGGAGAGAGACAUAAAGAAAGAUGUGAAUAUGCUUUCUCAUGUUCUGCACAUGGAUAUUACAUUUGGCUGUUGUUCAUUCUCUAUUUGUAUUGAUGACUGCCUAAGGUGUUCACACAUAACAUUUACCUCAAGAAAGCUUAAAAAAAAAGGCAGUUUUUUUUUCCUCUCUCAUUUCUUAAAAAGUAGUGACUCUCCCCUAACCAAAAUGUGGGGCAUUGCCACAGAGAGAUCAGUAAGAGAAUCAAACCAUUUCUGGUGCUUUUCUUCAUGCCUCGUCCCCAAUCCUCUCUUUUAACUGCUACUGUAAGCAAAAAUCUGAGAUCUAACUUUGUGUAAGAAGUAGUGUGGGGAUUCAGGCACGGUGUACUGGUGAAUCCAAACUUUGCUGGAACAGGCAGCAAUGGGUCUUUCAAAGGUUGGGGUUGGCUUGUGUGGUUUUGGUCUUUAGUGCUGGUGUGUGUGUGUGUGUGUGUGUGUGUGUGUGUACUGUAUAUGCGUUUCUGUGUAUGAUGUGUCUGAUGGACAGAGAACAAAAUACUGCAAACAGAAAUGAACAGAAAAUCAAAUCAAUCUAUCAGAUGCUAUUUCUCAGAUGAUGUACUCGCUCGCCUUGGUGAGAAGCCACUGUCUCACAGCUAUGCAAUCUUCCAGUUUCCCUCCACCCCCUUCACCUCAGAUUCCAAGCUGUUUUCCAUAUCCCUCACAGAUUGGUUUUUUUUUUUUUUUCUCUUUAUCCAAGAACCACAAUGACCAAUCUCUGGUUCAAGGUGAGCAUGCUACAGUGAUUCUUUGCCUGAAUUUAAGAGCUAACAACCACAACAAAAAGUUUUCUUUGCUUUCAUUUGAAAUGAUUCGAUGUACUAAUCCUGUUUGGUUCUGUACGCGAUCUGAUGUGCACUUUGUGUUUCUGUGUUUACAGUUUGUUUUCAUCCUCUUUGGUUCGAAAUGUUUAAUUUCCUUUAGAGACUCUACUUUUCAUGGUUUUGGGGAUGUAUUGACUUAAUUCAAGAAAAAAAAAUUUGGCUUAAGUGGAGCAAUGAGCCUGUGAUCUCUGUGGCUGAGGGCAGGGUGGCGGGUAGUGUGCACCAGGAGCUAUUACUGUAGCCCUACCAACCUGAUCCUGACACAGACCAUAGCUUGGAGCUGGUGUGCUCUGGGGAGGAUCUGACCUGUUGGAUGUUUCCCUUUCUUUAUUUGUGGCCAUCUAUAUGGAGUAACCUGUCCCCAGAGGGCCAAGUCGAACCUUCCACCUCAGCUUUUGGCCAGUUUCAUCUUUCCCAGAUAGAUGUCACUGCAUACCCACUGACAAACCUCACUUUUCUGUCCCCAUCCCCUGCCAACAUGGACAUCAACUUGCCUCUGUUUUCCCGUUGAAGCUAAUAUAAGUACAAGGGGACUCUUCAAGGGCCUGAAAGCAUAAAUGCUCAGGAAGUCAGCCUUUCAGUGUGUGCUGUGUGGUGGAGUGAUAUUCUAAGUAUGCUAGCUUCCAGCUCAUUGACAAUGUCUGUGAGGCUAAUUCAAGUGAACUAACACAGCUUCACAAGGUCUUGAGACGUAGUUAUAAGGAAGAAGAGAAUCCCCGGGUUCUAUAAAGCACAACCUAGGCAGGGAAAGCCCUGCAGGCAGAAGGCAGCUCCUCCCUUAUUUAGGCUGAGAAUGCACAAGUCUGAUUUUUGUUCGUGGUUUACAAAUCUUGCACAAGGUGGCUGAGCCAUCCAAGACAGUUUUUAACAGACAAAUUCAGACACUGCCUAACUGCUGUAGCACAAGCUGCUCCCUCGCUCUAACUGAUGGGAACAUAGAUGGAAUUCCUUGAGAUAAAGAAGGAGAUCAUUGCUUGCAUGAGAGUAGCAUAGUCUUUAGCAUUCCUCCUGCCCCCUCCCCCCGCAAUCUCCCUAUUCUCUUAGUUAUCAAGAGAUGCUUGAGACAUAUCCCAGGAACUUCUUACUCUUUCUUUCUUCUUCAGUAUCUCUUUGGACAUUGUUUUCUGGAGACUUUGAGGCCGCCCACCUAUAUAAACACCCCUCCCAGAAAUCCAUGCCAGAAUCUAAUCCAUCUGCAAGGUUUAGACCCCUUUCUCUCUGGACCUAUGCUAUCCAUGUUCAGGCCCAGAUAUGGCCAUUCAGAUACAAUGUUUCCAGGUCUUCCAAGAAAUGCAGGUUUGGGGCAAAAUGAAGAGAAGCCAGAGGGAAAAGUAUGAUGGCUGAGUCAACUCCUAACUCUGGGAAGGGACACAUAUUCCUGCCUUUGAGGUCUGUGAUGGCAGUGAUUCUCAGGGACUGUGUCUGUGGGUAUCAACUGUUCAUGACUAUACCCUGGCUGAGGAAGCGCCUGUCAGAAUGGGCAUGCCUUUCUGUAGUUUGUGGGCUGCCCUAUGGUAGAAGUGCCUACCACUAGGUGCCACUUGAGACAGUGCACUCGUGUACAUGCCAAGAAUGUCGAGGCUGGGGAAGCGUGUGAAGCCCAGAGUGUUCCCAGGAUGACUUAUCAAGGGAAGGAAGACAAUCAGGGGACAGCCAAGCUCUCAAGUUCCCCGUAGCACCAGGAAUCAUGCUGUCAGAGUAAUCCCCAUCAGGACCAUGGGGCAGUGUUAGCCAAUCGUAGCAGGAUACUUUUACAAGGUCAGGGAUGCUGACUUGACUAAGAGCAAGCAAAGCAAGAGACUGAUGCUGCUCCCUCACCUAGCUUGGUCCACCAAAAUCUUACAAGGCUAGAAAUCUCACUCCAUGUUACAGGCCAUGAAACAGAGACCCAUAAUGCCUUGAACAGGGUUCUAUGGUCAGUCAGAGGUACAGCUGAGGGACUACACAGUAGAUUCUGGUCUGCCUCAAGUGUUCACUCAUUUUCAGGCUCUUCCCGUAUCAUUUUUUUUCUUGUCAAAGCUCACAAUGAUUAAGUGGCUCACAUAGCCUGGUAGAGAGUGAGAUGGAUACCAAGAAAUCUGCCAUUUUGUUUCCAUCCAACAAACACAGCAGGAGGGCCCCAGGCAGGAAUCUGAGAAGGUGUCAACCUGAGGUGGGGAUGAGCAUAGGGCUGGAGCCAUGUCUUCUCCUGUCCUGACAUUUCUAGGCAGGUUACUUGCCUCCCAGGAGCUUCUGUUUUCCUGUCUCUAAGAAGCAGAGGUGGGGCUGCAGCCUCUAUGAACCAUGCAACCAGGUAACACUAGACAGCAGGAUGAGCAGUACAGUGCUGGAGAGUCUCAUAUAAUGAACUGAUGUGUUCAGACCUAGGAAGGCCAAUCAUGCUCCAAAGCUAAACCAGGGAAGGGAAGGCAUCAUGACAAGAUGGAACCAACUUAAGUGAGAAUCACAGCCUCCACCACUGGAGGCAGGAAACAGCGAUGGAGGGUAGCACGGGGAGCAGAAAGGGAGCCAGAGAAGUGGGCAUGUGGGGUACCUGAGAGGGGUUUGAAGGUGGGGAAGAUAAGACAGAUAUACCCUGCUGACCGUCUCAGUCCCUGCCACUGUAUGUUUGCAACCACAGCUCUCCCAGACCACUGCCUGGUAGCACUAUGACUCAGUGUACUUGUUUGGACACACAGUCCCAACUCUGCACUAAUCUGAAAGGUUGUCCAUCGUGAAAGCCCUUCCAUCCCAUGCACAGAGCUGAGUAUCACUGAACGGGACAUGGUAGGAUCUCAGAGUGUCAAGGAGACACUGUCAUCUCAGUUUUGUUCAUGACCUCUGUCACAGGUCUUCAAAGGCAAAAGUCACCCUUUCCUUUGUUCCACAUAGGAUACCAUGAAAUCAGAUAGUCUUCCUUCAGAACUGUCCCAAUGUUGCCUACUAUAGUCCCAGCUAUUUUCCUUGCUUUGCGUCCCCAGGGGACAGAGAUCCAGUAUUUGGGACCCUUGGAUAUACCCUUGGUCUUGCCUGGUCCAGGAACUCCUGAAGACAACAAUGGAAAUCCCAAACUCUCCUGGCCAUAUUCUCUGAAAAUGAAGUGAUCUGACAGAAAGCCCCACACCCAUAGCCAGGCUGGAGAAAUUGUCUGGCCUCACAGUGGCUUCUAUUUACAGGUGAAUUGAUUUUUAGUUCUUCUCUUACCUAUCCUGAUGUUUGAUGAUCAAAGUUCAAAGCUCGGCCUUCCCUGAUAUAGGCCCAGAAGGGCAAGAAGAGCCCUGGGAGCCACCUGGACAUAGAUUAAUAUUCAUAUCACCUCCAAAGCUUUGAGAACCUUGAGGUCUUCCCUUAUGCCUCAAACCAAUCCUCUUGUUGCAUUUCCUAAACACACAGCUCAACCUGGACUAUGCUGUCCAUGGACUAGGGAGUGUACUUAGCUUCAGAGAGAAAAAGAGGGUCUCCUGGGGUGCUUUCAAUCCCCAGGUCAAUGAAGCACAAACAUGAGGGACAAACCAAUUAACUUCUGGCCUCUCACCCUCAACCCCCCCCCCAAGGUCCUCCCUGAACACAUAAGGUUUCCUUCCAUCCCUUUUCCAUUGCUCCCCCACACACACACACACAAAGAAUCUAGGCAUUCCAUCAGGACCUCUCAGCCUUCCCUCUGGCCCAAGCCUGUCCUGGCCUUUAGCUGUCUCCAGUAUUUCUCAAUAGAGCAAAUGUCAUCCAAAGCAGGAUCUAGUCACAAGUGGAGACAUGUAUGAUAUAGCUCAUGUAUUAAACCAUCCACUGAAGUCUGGUUCAGUGUGAGCCCCAUAGUUAGAUGGGAGCUCCAGUCCCUCUGCACCUUUUGUUCUAAGUCUGUAGAGCUUUCUGGUCACAUACAACAUGACCAGCUGUUUUUUUUUUUUUGUUGUUGUUUGUUUGUUUUGUUUUGUUUUUUUUGCCAUAUGCUUGUGUCUGAGCUGACCUUUGCUGGUGAGCUGUUUUCAUGGUUCACCUAGCCCUGAGUCCUCCUCUCCUGCUCCUUCCUUCUGUCCUUGUUCCUAUCAUUUCAGGACAGAAGGUCACAGGAACUGGUCUCUGUCGUAGUCACUACCACUCCAGACAGUGACAGAGCAUGCAUAUAGUCAAGGCUGAAGGUGGUCUUCUGGCCCAUUAGCUUCCCCAUUGGAAGGCUUAGUCAUUGAAAUGAUAAGGGGAAAGGGUCACCUUGGGAUGCUAACUGGCAGGCACCUCUUGCUUCUGAGAGCAGCUGAUCCCAGAAAGGAGCUGGGUUUGUUACAGUUAGUGUAUGAAGGUCCCAAAGGCCAGCAGUCCUCUUCUUAGGAGCUACCACUGUGAAAGAUGCUUCAGGGAAUUAAAACCCCAUGACAUGUUCACCACUGGCCCUAACUGGGGAGCUCCUGGGACUGCCCCCCCCACCCCAGGUCCCAUGUGGUAAGAAGGCAGAGAAUAACCCUAUGGGACAGGUUACUCCUGAUUAGAUAAGCGAAAACUCCUUCCAGGGUAAGCAUAGAGAGCACAAAAGCAAAAUAACAACGACGACAAAGGAAAACCCUCCCCCCCCUUAAUUUUACCAGGGUUUGCAAUUGAACACAUUUGCUACUCUGACUUUAAAAAAAAGAAAUGUUUUUGUUUUUGUUUUUGUUUUUUUUUUCAUCUUGAAGCAGAUGUUCUUACUGGGACUUACUUUAGAGUCAGAGAUCAUUAGGCUGCUGCUGGCCUGGUGAAAUGGCUGACAUUGGUGGCCACAGUAUUAAGCCAAAUUUACAAUCUUUAGUCGCCUCCAUCUGUAAGUGUUCUGUAUCUACCUCAUUAUGAUUCUUUUGGUUUUCUGUGCUUCCGUGUUGUGUACAAUGUCAGAGGUGAAAUGUAGAUAAAAAUAUAUAUAUAUAAAAUAUAUAUUUUUGCUUUGCAAUAAAGUUCAAAGCUAUAACACAGAAUAUUCAUGAAAUGUCAUAGCCUUUUCUUGUCCUCUUGGUUGUGAACUGUCCUUGGGAGCCCUUUUGCCUAUUCACUAGAGUCAAUAUUGUUAUGUUGGCCAUUUGAUAAGUUAUUCUAUUUAUUUUCACUGUACUUUUUUUGACACAUUGAAUAAGACACUAGGAUUCUUGAACAACUCUUGGUUUCAAAGGUGCUUUAUUUCUGUGGAUGCAAGUGACCAAAUGGAAAGUCUCUGCAGACCGAAUCUUCUAGAGAGCAGGAUUGAUCUUGACACCUUUGCUCUUUGGGUUUAGAACUAAAGGUUUGUGCAUAGGGGGGAAAAGGACAAAUUGGUUUGUCUUUGGUUUUGUUUUGUGGUUGAAACCUUUUCUGUUUAUUUGUAUCCAAUAUAAUUAUCUUUUGUAAUCUCAACUUUGCGGCAUGGAGGACAGUCUACGAUGACUGCCUGGCUGUGUGGUCUGACACAGCUACUUUCCUUGUUGACAUUGAUUGCUAUUUUCUCUAGGUUGAUAUCAUGUUGUACUACUUGGAGGUGAACUGAUGUACCCAGCCUCCACUUCUUCUCUAAACCUUCUGGAACUCUCUUCCAUACCAAUGUAUUAAGAGGAAUGGUGCUUUGGAACCAUUUGGAAUGGUGUUCACAGUGCACAAGCCGGAGGCACCUAAGAACUCAUGGUUCCCUGGAGAGUCCAGGUGGAUAAUGAGACAGGUUCGUGAGAUCCUGACUAGAAGGUGGACUGUCUUCAACUUAUCCUGUUUAUCCAUGUGUUUGGACAAAAUAACCUUCAUUUCACUAAGCACAUCCAUGUUGCAAGCCCUGUAUAAUUUGUAUGCUUCAACAAUCGUUGUUUUUCCUGUGUUUUGGGCCAAAAACUAUGUAUGUCUUUUUUCAAAGUAAUUAAAUGUUCUUGAAAUGGGAUGAAGAAAGGUUUCAAAAUUAGGGGAAAAUAUCCUUAUAAAUGAUACUUCUGCUGAACUCUAGAGCUGUCCUACUAUUCCCCAGCUCUGAGGAGCUAGGGGGAAAGAUAGUCUAAUGGGGACAAAUGGCGAUCUCCCUAUAAAUGCAUACAAAGCUACAAGGAAAUGAAAACACCUUUGAUUCAAUUUCAUAUUAGGUUGUCUUUUUUCUUCUAAUGAUCAUAAGGAAUUGCUUGGUGUAUAUCAAUGGUUGACAUUUCAACUUGUAUUUGAAGGAGGUUUGUUUUGUUCUUUAACAAUGCUGGGCUAGCAUUGGAAACAACCAUGGCUACAAUAUUACACUCUGCUUGUCCCUGGCUUUUUCUCUUUUUAUGGUAUAAUGGUCUGUCCAUGAGUUAAAAUGCAGAGAAUGUGUAUACUGAAGGUGGAACACAUUGGUGUUGAUUUGGAGGGAAAACAUAAUGAUAAAUAUAUUUAUAUGUGUGUGUGUAUGUGUAACUAAGUGAGUGGGAGUAUAUGAUACACACACACACACACACACACACACACACACACACACACACACACACACGAGUACAAUAGCCAUGCACUUCCAAAGUUGAAUUUUGAUUCCUAGGGAUUUCCCACCUCACUGAGCUUUCUAUAAUUAUAAGAUUUCAUUGGAAAUAAUUAAAUAAUUGAAAGUGUUUGCUUAAAAAUUUUUCCUGUUCCUUCCCCCUUCCCUUCUUUCCUCCUGCCUGCCUGCCUGCCUGCCUGCCUGCCUGCCUUCCUUCCUUCCUUCCUUCCUUCCUUCCUUCCUUCCUUCCUUCCUUCCUUCCUUCCUUCAGCACUAGAAAGCACAAUUCCCAUUAUAACUUACCCUUUUGGUUCCAUAGCUACAGUAUAGUCCAAGGAGGAAACUGGAACUCCUUGUCUCUGCCUCUUGCCCUUCAUUUCACCCAAUACCAAGAGAAAGCAGAAAUGCCUGCUCAUGCCAAAUCACCUGUACAUGUGCUCUGUUCUCCAAGUUUUUCCAUGCUUAAGCUUCCAUUCCGGGAGAACCUUCUAGAGCUUGAAUACCAGUCUCCCUUUUCUUUCCAUGCAGGUUCUAGGCCACAGCCACCAUUGGAGCUGUCCUUCCUCCAUUUGGUAGAUACAGCAGAAGUCUUCGUAGCCAAGAGCACAAGGUUCAGAAUGUUUUUUGCGGGGUUUUCUGUUGUUGUUGUUGUUGUUGUUGUUGUUGUUGUCUUUUUAGAGGAAGAUCCAAUAGGCUUGGGUGAUGCUAAUAGUCAACCAAGGGGAAGACAUGGGUGAGACUUAUGAACAGAAAAGCCAGUUUUGUCCAUGCAGUGACCUCUUUGCUUCCUUAUGAAGAAAGGUUUCAAAAUUAGGGGAAAGUAUCCUUUAAAUGACACUUCUGCCAAACUCUAGACCUGUCCUACUAUCCUCCAGCUCUGAGGAGCUAGGGGGAAAGGUAGUCUAAUGGGGGCAAAUGGCGAUCUCCCUAUAAAUGCAUACGAUGUUACAAGGAAGUGAAAACACCUUUGAUCAAUUUCAUAUUAGGUUGUUUCUCUCUCUUUUUCUGAUGAUCAUAAGGAAUUGUUUGGUGUAUAUCAAUGGUUGACAUUUGGACUUAUAUUUGAAGGAGGUUUGUUUUGUUCUUUAACAAUGCUGGGCUAGCAUUGGAAACAACCAUGGCUACGUUACACUCUGCUUGUCCCUGGCUGUUUCUCUUUUUAUGGUAUAAUGGUCUGUCCAUGAGUUGAAAUGCAGAGAACAUGUAUACUGAGUGUAGAACACACUGGUGUUGAUUUGGAGGGAAAAUAUACUGAUAAAUAUAUUUAUAUAUGAGUGUGUCUGCAAUACUCUGACCUUCCUUCCAAGGGCUGCUUGUCAGACAAUUAAUCUAUUUUACCUCAAAGAACUUCCCUGCCAAAACAAUAUUCCCAUUGAAAAUUCAGCCAAUUGACCACUAGGAGUAUUUUCCAUACCAAGCACAGAGCUAGAAUCAUAAGGAAUCAACACGUAAAACAUAUUAUAAGGCAUUUAAUAGAAGGGGUAAGAGUUGCACGCAAACCCUAUCAUACCACAGGAAACAGAGCACAAGAGAAGUGUACAGUGGAGUGGGCAUCCGUAAAAAGAUGGUGUUUCCAAGCAGAAGUAUAUGCAAAGACUUUGCUAAACAGAAACUGAACAGAUAGCUUAUACCAUUAGAUCAGAUUUUGAAGGGUUUUAGGAUGCAUGGAGAUGGGCCACUAGGGUUGACUAUGACCGAGGUCAGGUAUUAUGUGUUUACUUAAGAUUCCUUUCUUCCUGAUGAGAAUGCAUUCUGAUCUCCAGCAUGCACCAGGUGCAGCUUUCUUCCCAGAACUGGGAUUGCCAAUUCCAAGUGUAGCCUAGCCUUGAGGAUUGACCUUGGCCUGAGCAUAGCCUGUGAGAUGCAGAGGGUGGCACUUCUAGCACUUGAACUAGAGCAACAGCCAUCAAACUUCCUCCAUUUCCCUUAGUCUUGCUUCUUAUGGUUAUUCUCUCCUUAAUCUUCCUACAAUAACAAUUGUUACCAAUCCACAAUCCAGGGUCUUUUCAGCAGAUAAGAACCCAUCCCUGUCAGCCUAGCAUCCAUCCAGAAAUGAUGGAUUGCAACUUCAUAUGAGUGUUUUAAGUCCUGGGCUUCAGGAGAUUAAAGUUGAGCAUCCACCUCACUUUGUACCUACUAAGUGGCAUUAAACCCUUGCUCACCCCCACAAACAUCAUACCUCAUGCCCAUGUUGUCCUCUGCAGAGUGUGUGGGCAAAGUGUCCCCACUUAUAUCUCAUUCAUGCUGACUGGGAUUUUGCUUCCUUUUGGUUUGCUAAGUGAGUGCCUAUUUUAUUUAGUGGACACAAACUCUUGUCUUCAGAUUAACCUUAGUACCUAAUGGAAUACACCACAGCUUUAUUUUACAGAGGAAAAUAAAAUGUGGGUGGUUGAAUACCCUUCCCUGAUUCCCUCAAUUAAUAAGAGAGAAAACCAUAGCACAUGAUUAGCUGUCUUGGGCAAAACCCCCUCAUCUUUCCCACCUCACCUCUGAUCACACACCCCCUUCUUGAUCAAUGGGUUCUUUGCCUUCUGUUUCCUUCUGUUGCCUAAAGGAACUGUAAAGGUUCAUUCCCCAGAUAAACACUCCUGCAACAGCCACAACGGCUUUACUGAUGAAAUGCUGAAAUGGCCAAGAGAAGAGGUUGAAUAACAUUUAUUUGGGCCUGACAGAUGGCAACAAACCUAUUUCCCUCACAAAGAUUUUUCUCCUGAUAGAAUGCCAACACAGAAUCUAUAAGUACCUACUUCAUUGACCAGUUUCUUUUUAGACCUCUCCCAGGAGGCCAGUUUUUAAGGAUCACCCCCACUCAGCAGAGAAGGAAGGGGUCAGAACAUUGAGUGACACCAUUGUUUUGGGAGAACCCACACUGCUAAACAGAAACUGAGCAGCUUCUGCGGGUCUGAAGGGCUGGGCUCUUGCUUUGCUUCAGGCACAGCUGUCUUUGUCUCAGACCUCCUAUCAGAACCAACAACUAUUUCUUAUGAGGCUAAAGGAAGAGCUUUGUUUUCCUUAGGAUAAGGGCUCCACCAGAUUCCUAAAUCUCUGACCAGUUAACACAGUCUACUUUCAACUCAGUCUUGCUACUCACUCACUAAUGCCCGACAGACAUCCCAAGCACUUGACUAGACUCAUCCCCAAGUUAUGCACAGUCUGUUGGGAGGAAAUCCAGUUCAAAGAGAUUGAGCAAAAGUGGUGCUCUCUGGGUUCAAAGGACAGGAAGAUGGUCUGACACCACCGAGUUUCUAAAACAGAGGUAGUGUCAUGGUUUUCACGAGCUCUAUGCCUCCCCUUACUGGUGAGCGUUCCUCAUGGUUCUCAGUACCUCCUGAUUUUGGAAUUAUGAACAUUGAUGAGGAAAUGAACAUGAUGUACUCCAUCUUCUUCCCUGCUCUAUUCCAUGAAAGUCCCCAGUACUGAGUGCCAGUGCUUGUCUCUGUAGACCAUUUAUAGAGGAACUGCAAGGGCCCAAAGAGCCCUUCUCCAAGAUGAUACUCACUUAGGAAAAAAUGUCUCAACCAAGAAAAAAGACAAAGAGAGUGGAGAGUGAUAACAUGAACUUUCUCUGAACUAGCUUCUCCAAGAUAGGGGAUGGUUGCUUGUACCCAAAUUGUGCUAAUAUUGAUCCCAAGCUGGAAGAAUGAGCCUCUCCAUUCCCUCACCUCCAGGAGAAAUGAGACUGUCACUAUGCCUUGUUAACUGUCAUUCUUGACCAUCAUGCAUUCACAUCCAGAGACCAUAGGCCUCUGUCCUGAGCUGUAGGGACUUACAGAGGUCAUGUAAAUCUAUAUUCUAUGAUAGGGUUAUGGUUACUUAGAAUAAGGGAGAAGAAUAUUCUGAGGAUCAGCUAGACAGUGAGGCCUUGCAUUAUUCAGCCAACUUUCAAAAGCUCCCUGUGAACUCAGAAGCCAUAGGCCAGUCCCCCAGUAGCCUUUUGGGCCCAAACUGUUUGCUACCGAUUCCUUCUUUGCCACUGUUCUUUCCUAUUGUCAUGGCCAAUUCCUAGAUCUCUGCUACAGUACUUUAUUAAGUGUUCUGAACUCAGUGUGUAUCAUUGUCACUACAUUAAUUACCAAUGCC
Messenger RNA from Mus musculus (house mouse), 32940 nucleotides. It is a transcript of the gene Xkr6, whose product is annotated as X-linked Kx blood group related 6. The record is from RefSeq and is a predicted model, not a curated record. Bases 5759 to 7024 code for a protein of 421 amino acids. Gene Ontology annotation, cellular component: membrane; plasma membrane. NCBI's taxonomy places the organism in Eukaryota, Metazoa, Chordata, Mammalia, Rodentia, Muridae. The transcript is spliced from 3 exons.